Messenger RNA from Phialemonium atrogriseum, 1424 nucleotides. RefSeq lists its product as uncharacterized. The transcript has a single exon. Bases 382 to 1221 code for a protein of 279 amino acids. Lineage: Eukaryota; Fungi; Ascomycota; Sordariomycetes; Cephalothecales; Cephalothecaceae. The record is from RefSeq and is a predicted model, not a curated record.
GGGCUUCUUUACCAGGGUGCAGGCUUUGCUUAUCUUAUCUCUGUGCCUCGAUACCUGCAUACUUAUGCGAACGCGGUCCACGCCAUUGCGACGCGUCUUCCAAAGCAAUAUUUAAUCCUCUUCUCAAGUCGAUUGAAAACACAUAUUAUUAUAUCAUCUUCGGUGUAUGAUCGUCUUGUUACCCUACCACUGGCGAUGCAUUCAACGGCGAAAUAGACCCAUGUGUGUGGUCUGCAGAACACGACUUCUACAACAGUCCACACAAAGCACAUAAAGAGCCGCCUAGCCACGGAAUAGAUGGAGCAUCCGUAAGUGCUCCAGACUGUUUCACGAGCCAAUGUCUCUGACUCAUGUUAUAGUCUUGAACUCGGACCGCCCACCAUGAGACCAGAGCGCAAACAUCCGUUGCGGACUUACUCGCGGCGCGUGCAACUAGAAACGGUGCCCGAUGCGCCAACAAAGAGGCGGAAAAUAGAGCAGUCUGAAUCAGACGCUGUCAGGCUGCCAGCCGGAUCUGAUCCGCCUCGUCUUCCAGAGCUUCCUAAGCCAGAGCCAGCGAAGCGCGGGUCGAUACUGUCUUUCUUCAAGCCACUCAAUUCGAGCUCCAGCGCCGCGACUCCAUGCACCACCUCCGACCCGACAGACCCUGUGUCUACUCCCCCCUCAUCACCGCCCGUGCUUGCAAAGGCGCGAAAACGAAGGCGGCUCACCACCCGUCCGGGCCUGGAAACUAGCGAUACUUCUGAAGGGCCAGGAUCUGCACCUGAUGAUCCAGGAGGUGGAGAGGACAAUCAUUCAGACCGGGCCGUCCCUGCUGCAUGUGGUGAUGCUCGCCUCUCCCGGGGCAGCCGGACAGAUCAGGCGAAGGAUGGUAUAGUGGAGAGGGGUCCCAAUCUCGGACCCACGAAGGGAGAGCAGAUCGCCCUACGGGAAACAAAACCAGGGUCUUUGAGUGCGGAAGAAGCAUUGACUGAUGCCAAGGACGGCUCCGGAACGACAAAACGUCGGGCUAGGUGGCGCGCAAACCAAGCCAAGGUGCAGACUACUCUAAGCCUGUCCCUCAAGGACGAACCUGGGUUUAGGAUAUGUAACGAUUGUGGGAUGUUGUAUAACCCUCUAAACGAGAAGGAUAGGAAGGACCAUGCACGCCGGCAUGCCGCAUCUCUGCGGAAGAGAAAUGCGGGACUACCCACUGGAUACAACAAUGGCAUUCAGGAAUAGCAUUUGGGAAUGAUCAAGGCCAUGGUUAGGCCACGAUUAGGACAUGAUUGCAUACAGGCAGAUCGUGCCUUGAGAGCAGGCGAUCAGGAUUGCGUAUCUUGGGGCGGAUGAUGACUUUUGUAAGCUUGGGCGUGCAUUUGCUGCUCCGCUCCCCACAUGAAUAAGCUUUUGGUGCCAAAAUAUACCUACAAGUGGUUCCGUUC